AACGAUGCCCCGCUGCUGCUCACCGUCACCGCCGCCGCUGAGCAGGUGUUGCACCACCUCAGAACAGGGACGUCGUUAAUCAACUUGCAUGUAUGUGUGUGUGCAUGUGCAGUGCGUCCUUCUCCGCGGUCCCGCACGCAGACGAUCGAGAAGAUGCUGAGCAGACUGAUGAGCAGCAGCAUCAGGAGUCUGGACAGGGAAUGCAACUGCACGGUGAGGCUGCUGGACGACUCGGAGUACACCUGCACCAUCCAGCGCGAUGCCAAGGGACAGUACCUGUUUGACCUCAUUUGCCAUCAUCUCAACCUGCUGGAGAAAGACUACUUUGGCAUUAGAUAUGUUGACCCGGACAAGCAGAGGCACUGGUUGGAGUUUUCAAAGUCAAUUUCCAAACAGAUGAAAACCCAGCCUCCAUUCACCAUGUGUUUGCGUGUCAAGUUUUACCCACCUGACCCAGCUGCCCUGAAAGAGGAAAUCACAAGAUAUCUCGUCUUCCUGCAGGUUAAGAGGGAUCUCUACCAUGGUCGCCUCCUCUGCAAGACAUCAGAUGCUGCUCUGUUGGCUGCCUACAUAUUACAAGCUGAAAUCGGUGACUACGACCCCGGGAAACACCCGGAGGGCUACUGCUCCAAGUUCCAGUUCUUCCCCAAGCAUUCAGAGAAGCUGGAGCGGCGGAUUGCUGACAUCCACAAGACUGAGCUCAUAGGUCAGAGUCCCGAAACAUCCGAGCUCAACUUCCUCCAGAAGGCUCAGAUGCUGGAGACGUAUGGGGUGGACCCUCAUCCAUGCAAGGACGUAUCUGGCAACCCAGCUUUUCUGGCGUUCACUCCUUUUGGCUUCACUGUGCUGCAAGGAAACAGGAGGGUCCAUUUCCUCAAAUGGGAUGAGGUUACCAAACUCAAGUUUGAAGCAAAGACAUUCCAUAUAUAUGCAAAUCAGAAGGAGGAUAGGAAGAUCAUCCUGACUUACUUUGCACCUACACCCGAGGCCUGUAAGCAUUUGUGGAAGUGUGGAGUCGAGAAUCAAGCCUUCUUCAAGUUGGAGAAGUCAAGUCAAGUCCGCACAGUGUCCAGUAGUAAUCUUUUCUUCAAGGGUAGUCGUUUCAGAUACAGUGGAAAAGUUGCAAAGGAAGUAAUGGAACAAAGUGCCAAAAUUAAGAGAGACCCCCCGGAAAUCCACAGGGCUGGUAUGGUACCAAGUAGGAGUUGUCCAUCCAUCACCCAUGGCCCUCGUUUGACCAGUGUGCCCAGGACCCGACGUAGAGCUGUACACAUCUCCAUCAUGGAAGGUCUGGAGUCUCUUCGAGACAGUGCCCACUCUACGCCUGUACGCUCCGUCUCCCAUGGCGACUUCAUGCCUUCCCGGGGCCAGAUGAUGGACGGCAGCGAGGCAAGUACAUCAGCCGUCAUCUCCGAUGAAGCCUACAGCCCCUCAGACAGUGUGCUGCCUACACCUGUGGCUGAACGCGGCAUGGAAAUGCCUUUGGACCGCCACCACAAUGGGUCGACUUGCAGCGUUGAUGAGGAGCAGGAUUCCGGGGCGGGGACAUCAAAGGAAGGGAAGGCAGCAGAGUUCAGGCUUGGCAGGAGAGCGCUGCGCAUGGUUAGGAGCAGACAGUCACCACAGAGCGAUGCAGAGGAGCUGAACAAAUUCAUCCUGAGUGUGUUACGUCUGUUCCUGGUUACCAUCGGACUGUUGUUCGCCCUGCUGCUGCUCCUCAUCAUGCUGACAGAAUCAGACUUGGACAUAGCCUUUCUGAGGGACAUCCGCAAGACACCGGAAUUCCAGCAGUUCCACUUUGAAUACUUCUGCCCCCUGCGGCGCUGGUUCGCCUGUAAGUUACGAUGGAUGGGAGGUUUUCUUAUCAGUAAGUGAGGUGAGCUGAAUGGUGCACAGACUGAACAACACAGCAUAACCCUCCACAGAUGGAGAUGAGACAUGUUCAACGGACAGACAGGUCAGGAGAGAGGGCAAGAGGAGGGAAAAGAAAAAAAAUAUGGUUCCUAAUGUGGACUAAGCGUCUCAAAGGAAGGAGCUCCUGCCACAGAGCCACGGACUGACUCCUGACAAGUUUUGACCAUUUCAGCAAGGGAAGAAAUCAUAUUUUCUUUGCAAAGUAUUUUGAUUAUUAUUUGUGCACAAAAAUCACUGCUACGGGGUCAAACAUGUCUGACAGACUACACUCAUCCAACCACCAAAAACAGUUGCCUUUACUUUUUGACUAAUUUAUGCUGUUACAUCAUUGUUACACAGAUUGUCUUGCUGUCUUGGGGUGUGUUUUUUUUUUGUUGACCAGCGAUUGUAAGAUGAAAUUAGCAGUCUCACUAACAACAACAUUUAUCAUUGUUGGGGUCUGUUGUGAGACGAAUAACUGCUGUUUGGAGUCAGAACAGUACCUGGGCUGGUGUGUGUCUGUGUGUACUGUUGUUGUGAUAGCCAGUUUUGGUUCAGCAUCAUUUUUGGCGGCUCCUCGUAACUUCAAAGGGCUGUUUGAGUGUUGAGUCGUGGUUCGUAGGGCUAAAAGUGAGUUUAACGUUAGGGUGGUGGCUGUGAUGGUGUAAGUUAGGGCAAGGGUUGGAGAAUGCAUUUUGCCAUUGAGUGUCCUCACAGCUGGGGAAAGACAAGAAUGUGUGUGUGUGUGUGUGUGUGUGUGUGUGAACGGGUGGGUUUAAAGAAAAUCUGAGCAGCAGUUUCUGAAUGUAAAUCAAUGUAAGAACAAUAUUUACAAAUCUUAUAUUUUGUUGCACUGCCAAUGUGUGUAGAGCCAUUAGCACACUUUAAAGGUCCAAUAUGCAAUAUUUGAGCUAGUAUUUUCACAACAGGGGCUCCAGUGACAACACACCGAGAAGGAGUGUGACACGCCUCUCUGCUGAAGACAUCGGAACUAUACUAUAUGGACGCAGACUAUUGCAUAAUGUACCUUUAAAGCAACUAGACCUUUCUGAAUUCUUCAGGUGUGUUAAACAACCACAUAUGAAGGUGUUAAAGUAAGUUGUAGUAGCUAUUUAAUCUGGGAGUGAUGUUAAUGCUGCCUUGUUACAAGCCUUGAAUCAUUCUUUGUAAUAAAAGUGACUUAGUUUAUUGUUAGUCGUGCGCCAUCACCAUCUUGGCCAGAACACCAAAACCUUUCAUUGACCGCUGAUUAUAACUCAAUCUUUUGUUAGUAUGACAGUAGUGGAGGUGGUAGGGUCACUGGUUUCAUUAAAUAACAGCCAAAUAAUGCUAAUACAGUAACUACUAUCAGCUGAUGGGACUAUGUUAGAGCUGUAGUGAUAGUGAUGUGUUGGUUUGCUCUAUGACUCUGUAGAAAGGAGCUUAUUUGUGUGCAAAACUGUUAAUAUGAAGUCCUUUACAUGAUGGAAAUGUUGGUCUUUGUAGAACGUAGAGCAAAUAUUAGUUAUAUUUUAGUUAUAAGACAGCUAAUGUGGUCCGGCGUAUUAUUUUCUUUUCUAAAAUUAAGACCCAUGUUCCACUUUGUGUUUAGCGCUGCUGUUUAUAUUUCUACAUACGUCUAAGUACAGACGUAUGUAGAUCAUUUUGUACACAUGGAGAUUUCCUCACGGCAACUUUCAGUGGACUUGAAAAGUCAUUUUUAUAGUGGAUACAUGGUUAUCAGACCCACACCUGCUUCUGAGAGACCCUAAGAUAAUUCAUGUUUACGUCCAACUUCAGCCGACCAAAGAAACCGCUGUUGUCCGUCAGUUAGCAUCAGAUGGAAAACUCUGGUAGUCCUGCUGUCCUUCUCCUGUGUUGUUGUGUUACUUCACAUGUAAAUCUGCAGCCCAGAGUGAACAACAGCAUACUUAACACCACAGACAAACCUAAACAAUAUGUACUGCAGGUAUAUGCUGUGUGCAAGUGAUAAUUCUGACCGUUGACGACUUUAAUCACAAAAUGAUUGAGGAAAAGGUAAAGCAAUAUGGGCAGUUCUUCAAAUUACCACAGGUUUUUUUUUUGUUCUUUUUUUCUCUUUGGUGCAGUGUUAGACAGAGAAACAGAAAUAUCAGAUAUAUUUAUAUUCUGUAGUUUCUGUACUUGGUGGUUUUGGAUGUGGAGGUAAAUUGAACCAGUAGAUAUUUUUGCUUUGUACCGGAUUGAUUUUCUCAUUUUAUGUUCAUGUGUGUCAAGAAAAUGCAGCAUAAUUUGAGCAAUAAA
Molecule: messenger RNA, 4155 nt
Organism: Solea senegalensis (Senegalese sole)
Lineage: Eukaryota; Metazoa; Chordata; Actinopteri; Pleuronectiformes; Soleidae
Product: FERM domain-containing protein 5-like
Exons: 14
Coding region: 154-1875 (573 amino acids)
Cellular component (GO): cytoskeleton
Molecular function (GO): cytoskeletal protein binding
Source: RefSeq, a predicted model, not a curated record